AUGCUCGGCAGCAUUUUCGGAGCAAGUCAGAGGAAGAAAGAGAGUGGGAGGGAGUUCCAGAGGCGGGGAGCAGCGCGACUGAAGGCUCUGGAGCCCAUGAUGGUCAUGCAGGCAGGGGAGAUGGUGAGACUGAGAGAAGAAGAUGAUCUAAGAGUCCGGCUGGGCGUGUUUAUAUGGAAAUGUGGCAAGACUUUUAUCACAGCAACAAAGCUAAGAAUUCACAAAUGUAUUCACACUGUGGAUAAACCAUUCAGCUGUGAUCAGUGUGGAAAGGCUUUUACUCAGAAGAGUAAUCUAACAAGUCAUCAACUCAUUCACAGUGAAGUUAAACCAUUCAGCUGUGAUCAGUGUGGAAAGGCUUUUUCUAAGAAGUGUAAUCUAACAAGUCAUCAACUCAUUCACAGUGAAGUUAAACCAUUCAGCUGUGAUCAGUGUGGAAAGGCUUUUACUAAGGAGAGUCACUUAAAAAGCCAUCAAUUCAUUCACAGUGGAGUUAAACCAUUCAGCUGUGAUCAGUGUGGAAAGGCUUUUACUCACAAUAGUACGUUAAGAGAUCAUCAACUCAUUCACAGUGGCGUGAAACCAUUCAGCUGUAAUCAGUGUGGAAAGGUUUUUACUCAGCUGCGCUAUUUAAAAUCCCACCAACUCAUUCACAGUGAAGUUAAACCGUUCAGCUGUGAUCAAUGUGGAAAGACUUUUACUCACAAGAGAACGUUAAGAGAUCAUCAACUCAUUCACAGUGGAGUGAAACCAUUCAGCUGUAAUCAGUGUGGAAAGGCUUUUACUCACAAGAGUCACUUAAUAAGCCAUCAACUCAUUCACAGUGGAGUUAAACCAUUCAGCUGUGAUCAGUGUGGAAAGGCUUUUACUCAGAACAGUAAUCUAACAAGACAUCAACUCAUUCACAGUGGAGUUAAACCAUUCAACUGUGAUCAGUGUGUGAAAACCUUUACUCAGCAUGAACAGUUGUUGAUCCAUCAAUGCCCCCAUUCUAGUAGAAAGCGGUACCACUGUGACUCCUGUGAAAAAGCUUUCAACGACCAGCAGAGCUUAAAACGUCACCAACGCAUCCACACUGGACAUGAUGUGUAUGCAUGUGAUUACUGUGGUGAACCAUUUGUACGGUACUCAGAGUUAAAAGCUCAUGAAGUGACCCACACUGGGGUUAAACCAUACGUUUGUGACCAGUGUGGGAAACGCUACAGCUACAUUGCACACCUCAAAGUUCACCAACGUGUCCACACUGGGGAGAGACCAUACAGAUGUGACGAGUGUAAGAAGACUUUUACAACUUUGUAUUCCCUGAAACAACACCAGCAGAUCCACACCAGAAAGAAAGCAUUCAAUCAGUGUCACAGUGAGCAGAACGGAACAGAUGGACAAAACUCUCAGACUUGUCAGCACUCUGCCAAUGGUGAACAGUGCUGCUUUGACCAGUCUGGACCAACGUCCAACCAACAAGGAACCCUACAAUGACACCAGCGUAUGCACACUGGACACAGACUGAACCCCUGCCAAGAAGAUUUCACAAUGCAGGGUUCAGUAAAAGUUCAUGAAGUCCUCCACAAACUUAAAGUCCUUGAGAUCCGGCUUCACAGAAUUCAGGUCUAAUUUCUUGUUUAGUGUCUUUGUUGCUUCGUUGCAAAAUCCAUUAAGAGGAAAGCUGUCGUUAACAGAAGUGACUGGUAAAUUAAUUAAACCAUUCAAAGUGGUUACUCAGUUAAAUGAAUUAUCAGUGGUAGAGGGAUAGCAGGGUUCUCACCAGGAUUUUUUUCAGCAUAACGGCAGGUCCUCCCGCAUGCACAAUAGCCUUCAUUAAAUCUCCCGAGCGGCCGGCCCAGAUGUCAGCCAAUGGGCGUCACGCAGAUACUCCAAAUGCUCAUGAUUUAGGUCACUAUUCACCAUACAUGGCAUUGUAACCCCGAGAUUGGAAGCGACUCUUAAUUUUAGACAGGAACGGGUCAAUCGACAGGAAAGUACGGCUGAGGUGGGGAGACAUAAAUUAACCUCGAUAGGCACCCAGUCGAUAAAAACUCUUUCACAGCGCCAACUGCCCCAACAAAGAAGUUUUCUCACAUAAAUAUGGAAAUAUUACGCAAGCAAAUGUGCUCAAAACACAAUAUCACAACUUGAAAGGCAGCGUAGUGGCCCUAAUCACAGCGUAAUCUUUUAAACUGACAGCGUAACGGCCCAUUACGCUGAAAUGCGCUGGCAAGAACCCUGGGAUAGACGUCUGGAUGGAGGCAGUGAGCAGCAGGGCGAAUUUCCUCAAAUACCAGCUUAAUGGUUCCUCAGAUCCCUCUGGGCUGCAGGAACCCGUUAGAUGCAGAACUGGUUCAGUGAUUCUCUGAUGAUUAAUCAUAAUUAAUUUAGGAGAUUACUGGCUGUAGGAGUCUCUUUCAUCUCAGGACAGUGAUGAAGAAUCUCUAAUAUUGAACAAGUAGAUCAACUAAUCUCUGAUUAUGUGCGAGUUUAAAUAUAAAAACAUGAAGUGUUCUAUGAAAAGUCCAAUCUUUGAAAGCUGACAUGUAGUUUAGAAUCAUUUCUUUGUAAAUUAGCUGCAUCCAGUCAUUACCAUGACAUUGGCAUCAUGGAACCAUGACCACAUGUAUGUGUCUGGAGAUAGUGGCAUUUUUAUAACGGCACAUUUUCAUGCUUUGACAGAUACAGUGAGGGGAAAAAAGUUUUCAGACACCCUGAAAAUUUUUAUACAAUCUUAAAUAUUAUCUUGAAAUAUUUGUUGCAAAGUCUUUUUUUGUGUUUCUAAGGGUGUGGCUGCAUCAGACAGACACAAAUACUAAUGAUAUUUUUGUUGUUUGUUGUUUACAAGAAAAACUAACAAAACUAAAUUCUACCAAAUUUCCCAUUUUAUGCAACCAGUCAAUUUUCAGUUUUUAAUGUCUUUUUUUAAGGAUGUGUUUAGUUUUAUGAUUGUACUAAAAUAAAUGACUCUUGAAGACCUCAAAGUGAUUCUUAAUGCAGUAUUUCACAAAUGUAUGGGAUGUCCAAAAACUUGUUCCACUGCUGUAUUUAUCAGCAAUCAGGGGCCUGUUUCACGAAGGAAACAGGAUCAAUACGUAAGUUUAAAUGUAGUCCUUUGUAAUCGUAAUAAUAUUACAGGGAAUAACUGUCUGAAUGGUAGAAUAGUAAGUUAUUUCAUUUAGGGGAAAUCCCGACGGGGCAGCAGCUUAAGAUGAAAUAUAAAAACAUUGUUCAAACAGGUCAGACCUCGGCAUUAUCUCAUGGAGGUCCUUCAUGUUGAUCAUGUUUUACAUUGUAAAGUAGCCUAAAUAUUAAGUGGCUGUUUGACUGUGCAGUUGUUUUAUCCACAUAGCCUAAAUGUCUGCAUCCAUAUCAUGUCCUGUUAAAUAAUUAAGACUAAACUAACAUAGACUUCUGCUCAGCCAACAGAAAGAAAGCAGAUGUCUGUAAAACGGAGGUAUAAAAGGUCGUGUGUGUGUGUGUGUGUGUGUGUGUGUGUGUGUGUGUGUGUGUGUGUGUGUGUGUGUGUGUGUGUGUGUGUGUGUGUGUGUGUGUGUGUGUGUGUGUGUGUGUGUGUGUGUGUGUGUGUGUGUGUGUGUGUGUGUGUGUGUGUGUGUGUUUAGUUCUCUUUUGUGUCUUUUUUUUGUCUUUUGGCCCCUUCACACCACAACAGACCUUGUAAUUGUAAGUUGGCAACACUCCAAAGAUUUAUCCAAAUGGUAGUUUAAGUUUACUGAAACAUGUCACUGAUCUACAGGGCCGGACUGGGAAAGAAAUUCAGGCCGGGAGAUUUCCAAUCAGUCAGGCCACUUUCGCCACCGCAAGGCUUGUGUCACGUGGGAUAAUGCACCAAAAUUUUGUUUUUUCCUUACAAAAAUAUGCCUUUUACAGUUAUGUUAUAGCAAUUGCAACACUACUAAACAGACAGUAAGUCUAUUAAACACAACCAUAACGACAGCUCCAUACAGUCCAGUACUUUUCUCUUCUGUAAUCUCUUCACUACCCUCACCAAUUUUUCCAAUGUUUUCCUUUUCCUAUUAUUUAUAUAACGUGGAAUUAAAAAUAUAUAUAUUAUUUUGUCAGCAAAUCAUUUAGAUGUCAGCUGGUCAUAGCUAAUAGUAUAUGCAAACACCAAUGUUCAUUUUAGAACUGAAAAUUGUAAGUCAACUGCCUAUCCUACCGGAAGAGGGGGUCUCAAACGUUUUCAGGCUUCCUGCAACCCACCUGACACCUGUGGAGCUUAUUUGGGUCAGACAUUUUUAUUAUAUUUUGGCCUUUGAAGUCUGAUGAUGCAUUUGUGAGAAGAACCGACCGUUUGUAAACUUACUUGAAGUAAGGGUGCUCCAUAAUCAGGGCUGCACAUAAGUGGUCCGCAUGCGCGCUUGCGUACUGAACGUGGGCUUCAAAGGUUUUCAUACGUACCGUUUUGCGUACCGAUGGCUCUAACCAUGAGGAAAAGCACUUCUCAAAAUGUCAGAGGCAGGCCCCGUAAUUAUUUUCGUGUUCCUCCACCCCCUUCACAAAAAAUCCGACAGAGUCGUCACCGGAGCCACCGGAAAAAGAGCUUGCUUUUUUUUCGGUGGCAUCAGAGCCGUCGGUACGCAAAGCCUUUGAAGCCCAGCGCAUUCGUCAACGUUCAGUACGCAAGUGCGCAUGUGGACCACUUAUGUGCAGCCCUGUCCAUAAUCUUCGCUCCGUCCACUCUCUCGCCUCACUCUCAUAUCACCGCUCUGCAGUGAAUGCUUCCGUUCUCACUAUGAAGGGGCGGGCCAUAAAGCAACUAACCAAUCAUGGCAGAUCUGUAAAUUGAAAUACUGGAGCACAAGUUAGAGGUGGUGAUGGUCACAGGUGAAUUAUGUUAACUACUGGAACAUGAACUGAACUAUCUUUUAUUUGUAGGAAAUAAAGAAGAGCAAAUGAAA
Molecule: messenger RNA, 4904 nt
Organism: Acanthochromis polyacanthus (spiny chromis)
Lineage: Eukaryota; Metazoa; Chordata; Actinopteri; Pomacentridae
Product: zinc finger protein OZF-like
Exons: 4
Coding region: 1-1476 (491 amino acids)
Biological process (GO): regulation of transcription by RNA polymerase II
Molecular function (GO): RNA polymerase II cis-regulatory region sequence-specific DNA binding; DNA-binding transcription factor activity
Source: RefSeq, a predicted model, not a curated record